AUGAGAGCUCCUCCAAAUCCAAGAAAAUCUAGAUUGAGGGUUAUUCGCCGCGCUCUCCACAAUGCUCAUAACGUUUUAACCAUACGAAAAAUGAGAAGAAAAUGGAAUUUGCAUCACCUCCACAAAAUUCAUCGAAGAAAUAUCUUGUCAUCAAAGGAUGAAAAAAUUACUCACUCUAUGAAUACUCCACUAAUCCUAGAAGAUGUCAUGGAGAGAAACUCUUCUAACCAUUCACCUGCUGGCAAGAACAAACCUCUACUCAUCGCGUCUUUCCCUCAUGGAUGUGCUCGUUCGCCCCGAGUACGUCUGCUUCAGCGAAAUACCCUUUCAAGGUUCUUUGUCAGUAGGAGAAGAUACAAACUACGGAAGUUUAAUCCUGGAAAGCUUAAAACUGGAAAUGAGCGAGAAAUUCGAGGAAGAAAGGGGCAUCUUCACAAAGCUCACAUUAUUAGAAAACAGGCUGCAAAACAUGCAGACGUUCGGAUUAAUUUCGAAAAGCGCAAUGUGAUGAAAACCGUUCUCCUUCCCCUCAAUAUUGCAGAAAAUAAAGAACCAAGUUAUCUGCAGUUUGAUACAGACCAAUCUAUAAAAUUGGCGGAUUAUCCGUCGCUUUCAACUAGAAUAUGUCAACCUGGGCUAGCAAACGCUCAAUCAGAAACAGAAAAUCUGUCAUUAGCAGUUCAAUGUAAGAAAAAGGUCCGAAAUAAGCUAGAGGCUUUGCGUUGGGUAAUAAGCGAGAGCAUCCCAAGGUUCACAAUGGCAGAUCACCCGGAAAUUAUCGCAGUAAGCAGUGCCCACAUAUCUGAAAACCAAGCAACAGAUCGCCUAGAUAUUGAACCACAGAGAUUACAGGAGAAAAUAAGCAGUAUUGUUGAAAUUUCCAGACUUGCAGGUAGUACCGUCAGCAACUAUACUCAAAUGAUGCACAAGUUGAACUCCAUUUCGCCUCAAGCAUCGAACAAUGUGCGCGCACUCACUGUGCGCCGGCUCGUGAAGUAA
Lachancea fermentati is the source of this 999-nucleotide messenger RNA. The record is from the annotation of a GenBank genome assembly. NCBI's taxonomy places the organism in Eukaryota, Fungi, Ascomycota, Saccharomycetes, Saccharomycetales, Saccharomycetaceae.